UUAGAAGUUUUUAUUAUGCAGUGUUAUCCUAUAUUUAGCAAUGACAAUUUCCUGCAGCUAGAACAACUGAGCCCUCUGGGGUUGCCUAUUCUUUUUGACAACCUACCAACACCGACCGCAACAAACUGUCCGUACCAUCCGGCUACAGUGGACCUACCCAAUCCACUCCCUGACUCGAUUAUAAACAAUGUGACUUUAGGCCUGCAAAUGUUAAAACAAAAUGUACUCAAUUCGCAAACUUUGCCUGGAAUUGCAUACAGUCUGACCUACAAGGACAAAGUGUUGUUCAGUGGUGGAUUGGGAGUUACGGUCAAAAACAAGAACGGAGAACCCAACGGGACCACAAUCUUUAGGAUUGGCAGUGUCUCUAAAGUAUUUGCAGUAAUGGUUCUUUACCAGUUGUUCGAUCGUGGUGUGGUCAAGUCACUAGAUGAUGACAUAAAAGAAUACUGUCCUGACUUUAAGAUGCAAACACAGUACAAUAUCACUCUGAGGCAACUAGCCUCACAGCUGUCUGGUCUGCCGCGUGAAGCUCCUUGUGGGACACAUAAUAAUUUGACCAGUUUCUGUGCCACUACCACCAAGAACGUUCUGAACAACUUGCAAACUGAGAGGACUCUUUUCCCUCCAUGGACUAGACCGUCAUACAGCAACCUUGCGUACUCUCUCCUGGGCCACUGUCUGGUUGAGCAUUAUUCAUCAUCGAUGACGUACGAAGACUACGUACAACAGAAUAUUCUAGCUCCUUUGAAAAUGAGUGACACUGGAUUCAAAAUUACAGAUACGGUGAAAGCACGCAUGGCGACAGGGUAUGCACCUGAUGGUUCUGUGGCUCCACUGACUGACUUAGGGUGGUUAGCUCCUGCUGGGCAAAUGUACUCCACAACAAAUGAUCUCAACAAGCUUGCCCAGUUUUUCAUGGAUGAAUACGAGCCUUUGAAAGCGGUUCUUUCAACAUCUGUUCGACAACAAAUGCUUCUUCCAAUGUUUGUGAAUCGCGAUAGACUGUCAGGAUUUGGCACUCCCUGGGAGGUAUUAUUCCAAAGCAACUACACAGUUUUAAUCAAGGGUGGGAAUGUGGGCGGCUAUACUGCUCUGUUCAGCUUUAUACCUGAGCUAAAACUAGGAUUGAAUGUGCUCCUGUCGGGACAAGCAGACGAAUUUGGGCUGGCACAAGUUGCCCAUGCUAUGCUCAUACCAGUUUUUGUGGAAGCACUUCGACCCCUGAAAACAACUUUCCCCUACCCACCCAACCCCAGUGUGUACGAGGGCACUUACAAAGUGGAGGGUGACGGGAUUGGACAGCUGCCUAAUAUCACCAUAGGAACAUUCAAUAAGCAUCUGGUGCUAAGCAUGUUUGGAGUGGGUUACUAUUUGUCGUACCAAGAUAAAUAUCUUUUUCAGAUCCAAUAUGAUGACAACCUCCAGCCAUGCCUGAUUAGUGAACUGACCGCUGCCAAGGGGGAGUGGCUGUACUUUUCUCCUGGAAAAAAUAACGCACCAUCCCCUCUUUUCACUAUUCCUGGUCUAUAUGUUGGAAUUAAUUUUGUUAGGAUUUCUUAAAUUUUUAUUAGUUGCAUACGACGAAUGAAAUUAAUGCUGUGUGA
This is a messenger RNA of Halichondria panicea, 1607 nucleotides long. RefSeq names its product putative beta-lactamase-like 1. The record is from RefSeq and is a predicted model, not a curated record. The transcript has 10 exons. Lineage: Eukaryota; Metazoa; Porifera; Demospongiae; Suberitida; Halichondriidae. Bases 16 to 1563 code for a protein of 515 amino acids.